GCCUAUCCUUGUACUAAUGACAAGGAAUGUGAAGUUGGGCGAUACUGUCACAGUCCUCAUCAAGCAACAUCUGCAUGCAUGGUGUGCCGGAGGAAGAAGAAGCGCUGCCACAGAGAUGGCAUGUGCUGCCCUGGGAACCGCUGCAACAAUGGUAUUUGCAUACCAGUAACUGAAAGCAUCCUUACACCCCACAUCCCUGCUCUAGAAGGGCCACGCAACAAGAAGAAUGGUCAUUAUACUAGCAAAGAUUUGGGAUGGCACAACCUAGGGAGGCCGCGCUCCAAGCUGUCACACAUAAAAGGACACGAAGGUGAUCCCUGCCUACGGUCAUCAGACUGCAUAGAGGGACAUUGCUGUGCUCGCCAUUUCUGGACCAAAAUUUGCAAGCCUGUGUUGCAUCAGGGGGAGGUGUGCACCAAACAGCGCAAGAAAGGGUCCCAUGGACUGGAGAUUUUCCAACGAUGUGACUGUGCCAAGGGGCUGUCAUGUAAAGUAUGGAAAGAUGCGACCUCCUCUUCUAAAUCAAGACUUCAUGUGUGCCAGAAAAUCUGAAUGAGGAUUGGGAAGACAGUAAUAAGUGAUUGUGGCUUUAUGUGUUUAAUGCAUUAUGGCAUGGUGGAAAAAGAGGACUGCAAAUGGAAGUGGAAUGGCUAAAGUAGAAUAACAGUAAAAGUCACAGCAAAUGCAUUUCUUUUCGAGCUGGUGGUAGACGCAAGUGUAGCUGGAUUUCAUCUCCUGUCCAGUUCUUCUGUAAAUAACUUCUACAGUUUGUGGGAAAUGCUAGUAUGCAAACAAGUAGAGUGGAAAUGAAUGUCACUUACCUUGCUGUAUUGUCCCGUGAUGUUUCAGGAGUUCAGUGUUAGGGCUAGAGUGGGUUUCCAGUGUGGUAAUGACUGCUAAAUGAAUUGUAUGCAUUGUACUCCAUAGGAAGCAGUGCAUGCCAGGAAGACUCAUCCGUCAACACAUGAUUAGGCACAUUGCAGGUGUAAGAAAUUGAAAUAAAGUUACUGUGAAUGUCCACAUGCCCUUGUCAUUCAGGACUGACACUUUAGCAGAGAAAGCACUCCUGCAGGACAAGAGUGCUAUGUUUUGCAUGCCCUUAUGAAGGAGGUAAAAACUUGCCAUCUCAAAAUUUCAAGAAAGUAGCAGUUUCUCUAAGAGGAGGCAUUUAAAUGGGGUUUUGUUUCCUAUACAUGGGUAAAUUGAAACUCUUUAUGUAGUUCAAUGUCAUAGUAUGACAUUUAAUCACUUCUAUUUGCCUCAGUUUACUGCUAAUACACGUUGGGUUGAACAGAUGAAGAUAAUAUGUGUGCAUGCUGAAUCCAGAAUUAUAUAUAGGCAUUUCCUCAUUAGUCCUAAAUAUACUUUCCUUGCCUAAGCAUUCUUGCAUUAUAGACAUUUCCAAAGGAAAUAGCAGAGUGUUGAAGUGCCUAACACGAAGAGCUAUGAAGUUCCUUCUUGUUGCUGUUAUAAUAGAUGAUAGAGACAUUUGUUGAGGUGUUCAGAGCAUACUGCUACAAACUCAAAUUUUUACAUUUUAUUAGUAGCAACAGGCUACUGAUGGCACUCUGCAGCAGUAUAAUGGAUUUGUUC
Molecule: messenger RNA, 1593 nt
Organism: Lepidothrix coronata (blue-crowned manakin)
Lineage: Eukaryota; Metazoa; Chordata; Aves; Passeriformes; Pipridae
Gene: DKK2
Product: dickkopf WNT signaling pathway inhibitor 2
Exons: 3
Biological process (GO): negative regulation of canonical Wnt signaling pathway; multicellular organism development
Cellular component (GO): extracellular region
Molecular function (GO): co-receptor binding; receptor antagonist activity
Source: RefSeq, a predicted model, not a curated record